This is a messenger RNA of Adineta ricciae, 387 nucleotides long. Lineage: Eukaryota; Metazoa; Rotifera; Eurotatoria; Adinetida; Adinetidae. The record is from the annotation of a GenBank genome assembly.
AUGGAAGGUAGUGGUGAAUGGAAUGAAUCUUUGUUUGGUUGCUUUGACAAUUGUGGAAUUUGCCUCUGUGGUUGGUGCUGUACACCGUGUUUAUUUGGACGAAAUGCUGAGAAAAUUGAUGAUAGUAAUUGUUGUCUUUGGUGUUGCAUUUACAUGUGUCUAACUGAUUGUGCUAUCUGUUGGUAUCCGCAUUAUAUAAAACGAAAACUACUCCGACAAAAAUAUAAUCUACGAGAAGAUCCGCAUUGUAGUGAUUUACUUGCAACAAUUUGCUGUGGUCCAUGCGCACUCUGCCAAGAAGCACGCUUUCUCAAGCGUCAAGAUGAACAACCAAAUGAUUCCAUGCAUUUAGUUCCUAAAACACGUCAACCUGGAAAAAAUUAUUGA